Python bivittatus (Burmese python) is the source of this 1541-nucleotide messenger RNA. The record is from RefSeq and is a predicted model, not a curated record. Lineage: Eukaryota; Metazoa; Chordata; Lepidosauria; Squamata; Pythonidae.
ACUUGGUCUGUGGUUUCUUGCAGAAUGGAACAUGAGGCCUUCCAGCUAGAAAAGCAGCAUGUCCAUAAGGUCUAUGAAAGCACAGCCUCUUAUUUCAAUGACUUGCAAGGCAAAGCAUGGCCUCGGGUUCGACAGUUUUUACUUGAACAGAAGCCUGGCAGCCUUAUUGCAGAUAUAGGUUGUGGGACUGGAAAAUAUCUUGAUGUCAACCACCUAGUAUAUAAUCUUGGAUGUGAUUAUUGUGGCCCCUUAAUAGAAAUUGCAAGAAAUAAAGGCUGUGAAGUAAUGAUCUGUGAUAACCUACACCUCCCUUUUCGGGAUCUGUGCUUCAACGCCAUCAUCUCUGUGGGAGUGAUUCACCAUUUCUCCACAAAGCAAAGACGAAUCCAGGCAAUCCAAGAAAUGGUCAGGGUGCUGGUACCCGGUGGCCAAAUGAUGAUUUACGUCUGGGCUAUGGAGCAAAAAAAUCGGCAUUUUGAGAAACAGGACAUAUUUGUUCCUUGGAACAAAGCCUUGUGCUCAGGAUUGCUUUCAGAAUCCAACAAACCUGGGCAUAAAGCUGAUACUACACCUCCUAUAGAAUCUCAGACGAUGCAUUCACAACCACCAACGGGUUCAAAGUGCAGUAACUCCGGUACCCUGGAUCAGAAACAUCCCCAGAGAACGGACAACUGCUUAGCUGGAUCCUGCUGUGUGAAGAUUUCUGAAGAUGAAGAAAAACGAUUUUACAGUUUCCUUGGAAGGUCUUUUCGCUCAUGGUUUUCAUCCAGAUCUCUUGAUGAGUCUGUCUUAAGAAAGCAAAAUGAAAAGAUAGAACCUUUGAAGAACAUGGUGGGAUGGACAAGCAACACCAUUUCUGUUCAGCCGUUCAGACAUUGCAGUUUAGACUUGGGGUGUCAGGCAGCAUUGCUCAAAGAACAACAGUUAGAUCACUAUGAUGAUGUGUUUACAAAGUGUGUAGCUUGUAAAAAAAUCCAGUGGCUGACAGCUUCAGGGUCACUGAGGGGUUUUAAUGGUGAGCCAGCUACCUUAGUCCAACACCGCAAUGGGGAAACCUCGUUUCUAAGUGGUUCUAUGGAAAACAUAAAGAACAGCUGUAGUCAUCAAAGCAACAGUCAUUCUUUUGCAGGAACGGCCUUUAAAAGGAUUUCAUCUGUUAGCUCUAGUGAGUCUGUUAUAGAAUCAGCUGUGGCAGUGGGAGACCGUGCUGUUAAUGGACAGGACACCAGGGCCUUUAUGCGCUAUUACCAUGUUUUUCGAGAAGGGGAGCUGUGCUCUCUGCUUGAAGAAAAUGUUCCUGAGGUUCACAUAGUAAGUUCAAGUUAUGACCAUGGUAACUGGUGCAUUAUUGUGAAAAAAACAAUAAACAACAGCUGAAAAGUUAGGCUUUCAGAUACUGCGAUCGAAGGAAUGUUAUACAUUUUAGAAUGCCUUUAUCAUCCCUUCUGUGUUCAUUGGUACAGUUUGAAUACAAAGAUGUCACUAUGAAAGAAUAGUACUUAACAGUUUGUUGAAAAACAAGCUUUUUACAAAUGCCCAUC